Messenger RNA from Rotaria socialis, 474 nucleotides. NCBI's taxonomy places the organism in Eukaryota, Metazoa, Rotifera, Eurotatoria, Philodinida, Philodinidae. The record is from the annotation of a GenBank genome assembly.
AUGAUUAAUUCAAAACUUAUCUUUAUUACAUUAAUAAUAGAAGUAUCAUUAUAUUCACUUGCCAAUACUCAUCAUAGUUUUUUAUUCGACGAUAAUCGUGCCAUUGGUGGAGAAUCUCUAGAUACGUCUAAGUUUGUUAUAUAUGUAAAUGAAAAUUCUUCAAGAUUUAUUGAAAUACCCCAAGAAUAUAUGAAAAAUUGGAUAGAUGAUCAGAAAAUGUGGCGAACAUGGUCAAUUAUAUUAGCUGUUAUGUGUUUUAUCUUUUUUACCACUCUAAUGCUUUUUCUUAUUCAUGGCUUUAUUACUUCUACAGGCCUAUUUGCUAGCUCUAAACAGUUUGUCAUUACAAAUUCAUCACAUCCUAAAAUGACAUCAUCAUCAACAACAAUGGUCAUCGGAUACUCACAGAUAACGAAAAGUCCAAGAGUGCAACAAUCGUAUCUAACGGGUUCUAGUCGUAUAUCAACAUUAUAA